Messenger RNA from Bipolaris sorokiniana ND90Pr, 2546 nucleotides. RefSeq lists its product as uncharacterized. Gene Ontology annotation, biological process: UDP-N-acetylglucosamine metabolic process; protein N-linked glycosylation; fructose 6-phosphate metabolic process. Lineage: Eukaryota; Fungi; Ascomycota; Dothideomycetes; Pleosporales; Pleosporaceae. The coding region runs from base 291 to 2372 and encodes 693 amino acids. Gene Ontology annotation, molecular function: carbohydrate derivative binding; L-glutamine:D-fructose-6-phosphate transaminase (isomerizing) activity. The record is from RefSeq and is a predicted model, not a curated record. The transcript is spliced from 4 exons.
UAUACGAGCUUCAGGCGUGGUAGAGCGGCGCUACAGGUGGGUGCGAUACGCUGCAUUGGCGAGACUAGCAAGGUGGAGUGGACAAGGGCGCCGCUGGGGCAUGCUGCUCAGUGCUUGGCUUGAGACGUAUAAGUCAAACACACCACCGCUCUUUUCUCUCCUCACAUAUCCUGUCCAUACCAUCUCCUUCCCCCCUCCCGUUAUCUUGUCCCUGCUGCCAAUUCACCCCCACCGACAACCCUACAAUCGCUUCCCAUUUGUAAUCGACUCCCCUCUUUCGUUUCUUCGCCAUGUGCGGAAUCUUCGGUUACAUCAACUACCUGGUGGAGAAGGACAGGAAGUACAUUCUCGACACAUUGAUCAAUGGUCUGCAACGUCUAGAAUACCGCGGCUACGACUCCGCCGGUCUCGCUGUCGACGGUGACAAGAAGAACGAAGUCUACGCCGUCAAGGAGGUUGGCAAGGUCGCCUCUCUCAAGAAGCUCGUUGAGGAGCAGAACUUCGACCUCGGAAAGGUCUUUGACUCGCACGCCGGUAUCGCCCACACACGAUGGGCGACCCACGGUCCCCCCUCCCGUGUCAACUGCCAUCCCCACAGGUCUGACCCCAACUGGGAGUUCUCCGUCGUCCACAACGGUAUCAUCACAAACUACAAGGAACUCAAGACCCUGCUCGAGAGCAAGGGCUUCAAGUUCGAGACGGAGACGGACACUGAGGCUAUUGCCAAGCUCACAAAGUACAUCUACAACGAGCACCCAGACCUGAGCUUCCCAUCGCUCGUCAAGGCUGUCAUCAAGGAGCUCCAGGGUGCUUUUGGUCUCCUUGUCAAGUCUGUCCACUACCCCCAUGAGGUUGUGGCUGCCCGCAAGGGUUCUCCCCUUGUCAUUGGUGUACGGACACAAAAGAAGAUGAAGGUCGACUUUGUCGAUGUCGAGUACAACGACGAGGGUGCUGCUCUCCCCGCCGAGAGCGCCGCCCACAACGUUGCGUUGAAGAAGUCGAACAACUUGCUCGCUCCCCCAGACAAGUCGCUCCUCCACCGAUCGCAAUCCCGCGCUUUCCUCUCGGACGACGGUGCCCCAAUGCCCACCGAGUUCUUCCUCUCCUCCGACCCAUCCUCCAUUGUCGAGCACACCAAGAAGGUCCUGUACCUCGAGGAUGACGACAUUGCACACAUCCACGAGGGCUCCCUCAACAUUCACCGCCUGCACAAGGAUGACGGAUCCUCCAACGUCCGUACCAUCCAGACUCUGGAGAUCCAGCUCCAGGAGAUUAUGAAGGGCCGCUUCGACCACUUCAUGCAAAAGGAGAUUUUCGAGCAGCCCGAGUCCGUCGUCAACGCCAUGCGUGGACGUCUCGACCCUGUCAACAAGACCGUCACACUCGGUGGUCUCCGUCAGUACAUCUCCACCAUCAGGCGAUGCAGGAGGAUUAUCUUCAUUGCUUGCGGUACUUCUUACCACUCUUGUAUGGCUGUUCGUGGUGUCUUUGAGGAGCUUACCGAGAUCCCCAUUGCCGUUGAGUUGGCCUCUGACUUCCUCGACCGCCAAGCACCCGUCUUCCGUGACGACACUUGCGUCUUUGUCUCGCAAUCUGGUGAGACCGCCGACUCGCUCGGUGCUCUCCGCUACUGCUUGGAGCGUGGUGCCCUGACUGUUGGUAUUGUCAACACUGUCGGUUCCUCCAUCUCCCUCCUCACUCACUGCGGUGUUCACAUCAACGCCGGUCCCGAAAUCGGUGUUGCCUCCACCAAGGCCUACACCUCGCAGUUCGUCUGCAUGGUCAUGUUUGCUCUAUCGCUCAGUGAGGACCGUGCCUCGAAGCAGAAGAGGCGUGAGGAGAUUGUCGAGGGUCUCGGCAAGAUCUCUGACCAGUUCAAGGAGGUGCUCAAGCUCGACCAGCCUAUCAAGAAGCUCUGCGAGAGGUUCAAGAACCAAAAGUCUCUGCUCCUCCUCGGACGUGGCUCUCAGCACGCCACUGCGCUCGAGGGUGCUCUGAAGAUCAAGGAAAUCUCGUACCUCCACUGCGAGGCCGUCAUGUCUGGAGAGCUCAAGCACGGUGUCUUGGCUCUGGUCGACGAGAACCUCCCCAUUGUCAUGAUCCUAACCCGGGACGACAUCUUUGCCAAGUCGCUCAACGCAUACCAGCAAGUCAUUGCCCGUAGCGGUCGUCCAAUCAUCAUCUGCAACGAGAACGACCCCGAGUUCCCCGCUGACAAGACUGACAAGAUUGAGGUGCCCAAGAACGUCGAUGUUCUCCAGGGUCUUAUCAAUGUCAUUCCUCUGCAGCUUAUGUCUUACUGGAUGGCGGUUGCCGAGGGCGUCAACGUUGACAUGCCCCGCAACCUUGCUAAGUCUGUGACUGUCGAGUAAGCAAGCGUUUGUGUAGUUUACAUGGCGUUCUCUGGGCUAGAGAAGCUGUGUAUCAUUUGGGAUUUGGACUAGAUGUGGGAUUUAUGAAUGGAAACUCUGGACGCAGCUUAUGUGUAUGGCAUUGAAUUUUACGAUAACUAGGAUGCAGAGCGAUGCGUUUUGCGCAGCUUGUGG